Molecule: messenger RNA, 1156 nt
Organism: Ilyonectria robusta
Lineage: Eukaryota; Fungi; Ascomycota; Sordariomycetes; Hypocreales; Nectriaceae
Exons: 4
Coding region: 1-903 (300 amino acids)
Source: RefSeq, a predicted model, not a curated record
AUGAGCCUCGCUCAACUGAUAAGCUGGUCAUCCGGUACUCGCGCCUCAAAUCAGUCUGGGGAAGAGGAUUGUCGUCAACGUAGCGGAGGCCCGCCCGGUUCUAAAUUCCUCGGAUCAUACACCACACUGCGCCAAACUAAAAAGAAGGGUCCACCACCACGGACUGGUGGAGCUCACGUCACAUCUACAGUCCAUCGCGGCCUUUCGACGGGAGAACCCCGGGGCGCUCACGGACGGCCAUCAUCUGGCUCGGGUGCGGUUGAUCAGUUGCGCUACACGGCACGCACCCAAUCUAGAUGUUGGCGGUCGGAGCAUGUUGGAGGGUGGGAUGUGGGAUGGUCCGCCCACCUCGACGAAUCGUCUUCAUUCCCUGGCCACCAAGUGCGAUGGGUGGUCGAGUCGGCUGAGCCUCCUUUGAACUCCCCAAGCGUUAGCGGAUGGCGCGAUGCAGCUGGCGUCGCUUCUGAUUCACCCGCAAGCAACGCACUCUCGCACGGCGGGCAUAAUGGCCUGCAUCUGGACGCCUCAACCGCAACUCGGCCCUCGUCUCAUCUGCGGCGUCGGCCAACGACCGACGCCGUGCAAGAGGGACACACCAGACGCCGGACACCGGACCUCAGACACCAGACACCCAGAAUAGGAGGGUGGGAAUGGAGGGGGAGCAGGGGUGCCGUCGUGGAUUUCUCCCCCCAAAACUUUACCCCUCGAUCUGGUGGGGAAUUGUCCAAUCUCCAUCAACGACAGGCCACUUCUACAUCGCAGGGUCGCGGUGAGUGGGAUGAUGCUACUUCUCCCGAGAAGCCAUCUACGCCAUUCGUCGGAAUGCCAAAGGCGGCCGAGACGGAAUUCAGAGGAAUCCGUCCACGGCACCCGUCGCGCACUAGGGAGCGGCCGAAGAAUUGAAGCGAGUGAGCAGAUGUUCCGAUCCAGGUGGUCCAAGUCUGCUUCCAAGCCACCCCGCUGAUGCGGCUGCACAUCUGCAGAAGUAUCCUGACUCUGUUUCCCAGUCAUGCCCCCUGCUUCUUUGCCUGCCUGCCUGCGUGGGCCAUGUUUCACCAGCGCCCGUCGAAUAGCGAUGGAUGGUUUCUAGAUGCCAAUGCGGUUCUUGGUCGGAUUCCAUUGUGCGUAAUAAAGUACACGAAUACGUACUUACAGC